CUCGAUUUUCAUACAUUUGCUUGUGUGAAUCGAAUUUCUAUAAAAAAAAUUUUGGAAAUGACAGAAAUGACACUCCCUUCGGUCGAUGAUAUAGAGAAAAAAUGGGAAUAUGGAUAACGUAAUCACUUUCUUACAAAAAGAUGAUUUAAACUUAGACCUUGACAAUGAUGACCUUGCCAUAAUCAGUAAUCAAAAAGUUAGUGGUGCAGACUUUCUCGGCUUGACGUCAAAAAAACUUAAAAGUUAUGGAUUGAAAUCAGGGCCUGCUUCUAGGAUCGCGGAGCUGGUCAAGGAAAUCAAUGGUGGACAAGGGAAAAGGAAGGCGGAAGAUUCGAGUGAGGAACUUGACAAUAAAAAAGUGAGACGAAUAGGGCUUAGCCCCGAAUCCAUAGCGAAGUUUCUAGAAGAACAAGAAGAGGUUAAAGAUGAUUUCACAAAGCCACACGAACUAUGCAUAAAUCGAUUCGACUUUCAAAGAAAAGGUAGAGAUGAAACGCUACAUAAAAUAUAUGAUUGUAUUGUUAAACGUUAUAUCAGCAUUAAGAAUACCCUAGAGAAGGAGAAAAGUGUUGGCGAUAAAAGUCUUCACCCUAUUCUCGCGCUUCAAGCCACACCAGGAGGAGGAAAAUCUUUCUUACUUGAUGAGUUGGCCGCAUUGAAAAGUGAAGAUUUCGAUAAUUAUUUGAAAAGCAAGGAACAACCAAAUAGGGAAUGCUCUUUUAUUAUAGAAAACGCAGUGUACCGUGAAUACAUUGAAAUAGUUAAUGAUGUCAUUGAUAUACUUCGUAAUUCGAUUGUAGUUUGCAUAACAUACAAUGGGAGUUCAACGUACAAAAAUGAUUCAUUCGUAGAUGCUAAUGUUCAAAGAGGAUUAGUAAUGCGUAUCUUAUGGAGUUAUUUUUUCGAUGAUGCAAAAUUAUCCUGGCAGGGUUUUUGCGAGAAAUUUAGUACAAAUUUUGAAUCAUUGGAUAUUUAUACUGCCGUUCAAAGCAUCUUAUAUCAUUCGAGUAUUUUUAUGCGUUGACGAGACUAUGAAAAUUUCUCCAAACACUGAUGAUGUAAAUCGCAGGCAACAUAACAUUAAUGAAUUAUUAAAUAAUCUCUAUAGUCGACUGAUGAAUGAUAAAGGAAAAUUGAUCAAAUUUAAUUUCAUUUUGACCACUCUUGAUGCGGUUUAUGUGCGAACUAAUUCGACUUAUUCGGGUAAAAAAAUCGACUGGGUGCCAUUAAGAAGACUUGAGAUUUCAGAAUCAACAGAUCUAUUCCAUAAAAUCUUAAAUGGUAAAGAACUAAACGAAAAGAGAAAAUAUCUUAUUAGGAAAUGCAUUUCAGACUGUAAUGUCUUGAAAAUUUCUAUGAGCUUCUAAGGGAGGAUAAAACUGCCUUAGGUAUUGACAUGUACGGUUCUCUUAUUUUGUGUUUGGUGAA
Molecule: messenger RNA, 1428 nt
Organism: Rhizophagus irregularis DAOM 181602=DAOM 197198
Lineage: Eukaryota; Fungi; Glomeromycota; Glomeromycetes; Glomerales; Glomeraceae
Source: RefSeq, a predicted model, not a curated record